ACAGCCAACGUGCCGCCUGCGCCGCCGUCUGUGGUCGGAAGCGGGAAGUGGGAGAUCUUGAGCAUCCGUUGAGGUAUACCGGGUAUACCAGAAAACAUAUGACGUGAUUACCGACGUGACGACUGAUAUAUUGAGAUAUUACAUGCACUUCAGUUGCAAACUUUCUAGAAUUGUGGUAAGAACUUCGUUUCGGACAUUGUCUCAGUUUUUCCAUUCUUCAGCUCGUGUCAAUAUGUCAAACUCGAAAACUGCAAUCAUUCUUUUGGCGGAGGGUGCGGAGGAAAUGGAAUUUGUCAUUGCUGCAGAUGUUCUCCGUCGUGCCGGAGUAUCUGUAACAGUAGCAGGGGUUGCUGGAGCAGAACCUGUGAAAUGCAGCCGUGAAGUUAAAAUUGUCCCUGAUAAGAGUUUAAAGGAUGUUAAAAAAGAAUCAUUUGAUGUGGUUAUUUUACCUGGUGGUCUAGAAGGAUCCAGACAUUUAUCUGAUUCUACAGAUGUUGGUGAAAUUCUGAAGAAGCAAGAACAAAAUGAUAAGCUCAUUGCUGCUAUAUGUGCAGCACCUACAGCUCUGAAAUCUCAUAAAAUUUGUUUGGGAAAAAAACUGACAUCGUAUCCUGCCAUGAAAUGCCCAAUGGAGGAAGGCAAUCAUUAUACAUACUUAGAGGAGAAAGUUGUUAUUGAUGGUAAUCUAAUUACCAGCCGUGGUCCAGGGACAGCAUUUGAUUUCGCACUUGCUAUCGUGGAGAAACUUUUUGAUAAAGAAACCGCUUCCAGUGUUGCUAAGCCCAUGUUACUGACUUAUUGAAUAGUUACAUGAUAAACAUAAGUAUAUUUUAUUAGAACAGCCUUAUUCUGGAAUUUGUUGGAUGUUUGUUUGGGUAUUUGUGAUUAUAAUGUUAUGUUGAAAAUUCAGGCAUCCCAAGAAAUUUGAGAUUGCAUAUCCCAAACUAUAAAUAAAAUUACAUACAAAUCAUUUUUGUGUGUGUUUAUUUCAAUUAACUGUCUUAGCAAAUACUUUGAACACACUUUAGAAACAGUGGUUAUUACAAAUGAAUAAGAUACAAUAAAAGUGACACAUCUCAUUGAUGAAUUAUUUCAAAAUACUAAUAAUAUUUCAGUAUGUUCACAUGUUCUCUUGCAAUUAGAAUUCAGUAAAUUAAAUGACUAUUAUUUAAUAUUGUAAUCAAAGAGGAAAGAAUACUAUUAGAAUGGAAAUUCAGCAUAACCUUACCCAUAUUCAUAAAAGGAGACGAGAAUAAUCCUGAAAAUUAUGGAGGCGUCGUUGUAAUAAAAUAUGACACAAAAAUUACUCUACAAAUUGAUACUACAAAAGAUUGAGACAUUUAUACAGAUAAAUGAAGAAUAGCAAGGAUUUAAAUAGACCAACAACAGACGCCAUAUUUGUGAUUCGUCAAAUAAUCAAAAAGGUGAUUGAAUCCAGCCUUUUUGUUUUGUAGUUCUAAAGAAGGCAUUUGAUCAAGUAUGACUACAGA
Gryllus bimaculatus (two-spotted cricket) is the source of this 1490-nucleotide messenger RNA. Lineage: Eukaryota; Metazoa; Arthropoda; Insecta; Orthoptera; Gryllidae. The record is from the annotation of a GenBank genome assembly.